Messenger RNA from Ostertagia ostertagi, 318 nucleotides. NCBI's taxonomy places the organism in Eukaryota, Metazoa, Nematoda, Chromadorea, Rhabditida, Trichostrongylidae. The record is from the annotation of a GenBank genome assembly.
AUGAGGAGCCUGUAUGGAGAUCCAGCCAAUGUCGAUUUAUGGGUUGGCGGCAUUGCGGAGCAGCGUUUACCUGAUGCUUUGAUGGGACCAACAUUCGCCUGCAUUAUUGGCGAUCAAUUCAGACGUUUGAGAGAUGGAGAUCGAUUUUGGUACGAGAACGAAGGCAUCUUCACAAAGUUACAACUUCAACAGAUAAAGAAGGCCUCACUUGCACGAAUAUUCUGUGACGACGGCGACAGUAUCGAACGAGUACAGCGCAACGUUUUCUUCUAUCCGGGUAAUUCAACAAAACAAUAUGGACGUUGUGAUCAACAUUGA